AUUAACUUUACCUCUAAUUAAGGAAAAUUCAUAGCUCCACAAAUCUUGGAAUUCCAAAGAAAUUGGUCUGAUUCGAUUCAUACUAAGAUGACAAUUUCAGAACAUUCUCAACAACUCAAAAUUCCCUUAAAUUCUUCCAAAAAAUUCAGUGUCACUUCUCCUUCUCCUUCAACCUCAACAAAAAUGGAGUCUUUACCAAAAACCCAACAACCCCAUAAGCGUUAUUGGCGUUUCAGCAAGCAAGAUUUCUUCCCUGAACCGUCUUUUCACAAUUUGGGUUCCUACAAAAAUGCCCUUUCUCAAACCCCAAAUCGUCUCAAGAACCGUCUUUUUGCCCGUUCAUCAGAUAGCAGUGAAUUGGUUGAGCUUAAGAAAGAAUCGGAAAAUGAAAUGAAAUUAUGUCUGACUUGGUGGGAUUUAAUUUGGCUUGGAUUUGGAUCUGUUGUUGGUUCAGGGAUUUUCAGCAUUACGGGUCAAGAAACCCGAAAUGAUGCUGGACCUGCUAUUGUGCUUUCGUAUGCAAUUUCUGGUUUAUCUGCUUUGCUUUCUGUGUUUUGUUAUACUGAAUUUUCUGUUGAUAUUCCGGUUGCUGGUGGGUCUUUUUCGUUUUUGAGAAUUGAGUUGGGUGAUUUUGUUGCGUUUAUAGCUGCUGCUAAUAUUCUAUUAGAGGCUAUGGUGGGUGCUGCUGGGUUAGGACGUUCAUGGUCGUCUUAUUUUGCUAGUAUUAUUAAGAAUAACCCGGAUUUUUUGAGGAUCAAGAUUGAUUCUUUUGUAGAAGGGUUUAAUUUGUUGGAUCCAAUAGCUGUUGUGGUUCUUGCACUUGCUAAUGGGGUUGCUAUGACUGGGACAAAGAUGACAUCUACUUUGAAUUGGGUAAGUUCUAUAAUUAGUGCUGGUGUGAUUGUUUUUAUUAUAAUUGUUGGGUUUGUUAAUGGGAAGACUUCAAAUUUGGUGCCUUUUUUCCCUUUUGGGGCUGGAGGGGUGUUUAGAGCUGCAGCAGUUGUGUAUUGGUCGUAUACUGGUUUUGAUAUGGUUGCGAAUAUGGCUGAGGAGACAAAGAGGCCGUCGAGGGAUAUACCGUUAGGGUUGCUUGGUUCGAUGUCUAUGAUUACUGUUGUUUAUUGUUUGAUGGCGUUGGCAUUGGCAAUGAUGGUUAAAUAUACUCAAGUGGAUGUUAAUGCAGCUUAUUCAGUUGCAUUUGAAGGCAUAGGUAUGUAUUGGGCAAAGUAUUUGGUGGGGAUUUGUGCACUUAAGGGAAUGACUACUAGUAUGCUUGUUGGGUCAUUGGGACAAUCUCGAUACACAACUCAGAUUGCAAGAGCACAUAUGAUUCCCCCGUGGUUUGCUUUGGUUCACCCGAAAACUGGAACACCUAUUUAUGCUACACUCUUGACAACUAUAACUAGUUGCAUUCUUGCUCUGUUCACGAGCUUGGAUGUCUUGUCAAGUGUGUUCUCAUUUAGUACACUUUCCAUUUUCAUGCUUAUGGCUGUUGCAUUGCUUGUUAGGCGAUACUACGUUACCGAUGUUACUUUGAAGCAUGAUUUGGGUAAAUUUCUUCUUUGUUUGUUCAUUGUUUUUGGUUCAUCAAUUGGGGCAACAGUUCUUUGGAGUACUGAUGUAAAAGGUUGGGUUGGGUAUGCUGUGACUGGCAUUUUGUGGUUGUUGGGCACUUCAGGGAUGGCGCUACUUCCAAAACAAAGAAUUCCUAAAGUUUGGGGUGUACCUCUUGUGCCAUGGGUACCAUCAUUGUCAAUUGGGAUGAAUAUAUUUUUGAUAGGCUCUUUGGGUAAGGCGGCAUUUUAUCGGUUCUUCAUAUGCAGUGCUGUGAUGCUAAUUUACUACGUGCUUGUUGGUGUCCAUGCAACAUAUGAUAUAGCUCAUCCCGAUAAGCAGAAGUCCGUUAAUGAAGAGGAAAAAGAAAGUUCUGAUCAAGUGUUAUAGUUGGUAUGAUCUUUAGACUGAUCCAUGAACUUUUGCAGUUAUUUGGUUUUAGAUUCUCUAGGAAUCGAAUGUACAGCUAAUGAUGUUGGCAAAGUAACUGAAUGUUCCUUUUCUUUUUCCCCUGAAUGUUUAAAGUUAUUUUUCCAGUUAUUGCUGAAAUCCC
This is a messenger RNA of Solanum verrucosum, 2107 nucleotides long. Its product is annotated as cationic amino acid transporter 8, vacuolar-like. Bases 88 to 1944 code for a protein of 618 amino acids. The transcript has a single exon. The record is from RefSeq and is a predicted model, not a curated record. Gene Ontology annotation, biological process: amino acid transport; transmembrane transport. Gene Ontology annotation, molecular function: amino acid transmembrane transporter activity. NCBI's taxonomy places the organism in Eukaryota, Viridiplantae, Streptophyta, Magnoliopsida, Solanales, Solanaceae. Gene Ontology annotation, cellular component: plasma membrane.